Molecule: messenger RNA, 4409 nt
Organism: Silurus meridionalis
Lineage: Eukaryota; Metazoa; Chordata; Actinopteri; Siluriformes; Siluridae
Gene: adam17b
Product: ADAM metallopeptidase domain 17b
Exons: 19
Coding region: 382-2883 (833 amino acids)
Biological process (GO): Notch signaling pathway; membrane protein ectodomain proteolysis
Cellular component (GO): plasma membrane
Molecular function (GO): metalloendopeptidase activity
Source: RefSeq, a predicted model, not a curated record
AGUGUGCUGCACGUUCACACCGUCUGACUGUGAAUGGAAUUGAUUUGCUCGCGCUCGCGCUCUCUAUCAAGUACUUCCGGGUGUCCGCUCUGCGCUCAGGACUUUUCGCAGUUUCUUUUCUCGGCGUGGUCGUGAUUAACGUCAAAAAGAAUGAAGAAGUUAUGUCUUACACGCUGUCUAACACGCCUCAUCGGACUCGUUUAAUACAACUUUGUUUCAAAUGAGCCUCUUUUCCCACUUCUGUGUGUAUAUGAACGGUGAACGCCGAGCGCCGACGCUGUACCAUGUCCAGAUGUUAAUCCACGACCACAUCAGUAAUCGGACAGAGAAAUGAUGUGGCUUGUUAUCUGAAGCAGGUCUCUGUUUGCUCUUCAGUGCGCCAUGAAACACGUCGUUUUUGUUCUGGCAUCAUUAUUUUUGACAGAGUGCUCAAAAAGACCGUCCCCACAUGGCGAAUAUGAUCACUUGAAGUCCUUGCUGUCAGACUUUGAUGUUCUGAAUCUGUCAAGUCUGCAGCAGCACUCUGUGCGUAAGCGAGAUGUACACAGCCAUAUGCAUGCGGAGAGGCUUCUCACCUUCACAGCUUUACACAGGCAUUUCAGGCUCUACCUUACCUCCAAUACCGAACUGUUCACUGAAGACUUCCGCGCUGUGGUGGUGGAGAAAGACGGCACACACAAGAGCUAUGCGGUUCACAGACAGAACUUCUUCACGGGCCACGUCAUUGGGGAGGAGAACUCACGUGUACAGGCACACGUUGAUGACAAUGACCUCACUGCUCGCAUUCUGACUGAUGAGGCUGAGUACAACAUUGAGCCUCUGUGGAGGCUCACUGAAGGCCCGCCAGAUGGCCGUUUGCUGGUGUAUCGAUCGGAGGACAUCCGGAACGUGAGCCGUCUCGCCGCUCCUAAAGUGUGUGGCUACAUCACAGCUGAGGCCAGUCAACUCCUGCCUGAGGAUGUGCGCACAGCCAUGAUAGCACAGGAUAAAGAAGAUGGGGAAGAGCACCUGAGAGUGAGGAGGCAGGCAGUCGAUCACAGGAAGAACACAUGCCCUCUGUUGCUGGUGGCAGAUUAUCGUUUCUACAGACACAUGGGCCGUAAGGAGGAGAGUAUCACCAUCAACUACCUGAUUGAGCUGAUCGACCGGGUGGAUGACAUCUACAGAAACACAUCUUGGGAUGAGGAGUUUAAGGGCUACGGUGUUCAGAUCCAGCAGAUCAUGAUAAACAAAUCCCCCACUAAAGUGGAACCAGGACAAACCCACUACAACAUGAAAGGGAGUCCAGUGAAGAACAAAGAAGUAUGGGAUGUGAAAAGACUUCUGGAGCAAUUCAGCAUUGACAUUGCAGAAAAUGCCUCCCAAGUGUGUUUGGCUCACUUGUUUACUUAUCAGGACUUUGAUGAAGGCACGCUAGGCCUUGCCUACGUCGCCCCCGCCAAAGAGGAGGCCCCUGGAGGAGUCUGUUCCAAAGAGUCCCCUCAGUCAGGAAAUGAUCGCCGGAUUAUAUACCUGAACACAGGCUUAACCAGCACUAAGAAUUAUGGGAAGACUAUUCUGACGAAGGAGGCUGAUUUGGUGACCACUCAUGAGCUCGGGCAUAACUUCGGGGCUGUUCAUGAUCGAGAUGAUGUGCCAUACUGUGCCCCCAGCGAGGACCAUGGGGGAAAAUACGUCAUGUACCCCAUUGCUGUGAGCGGAGAUCAUUCCAAUAACAGGCUGUUUUCCAACUGCAGUAAGAUGUCCAUCGUGAAAAGCUUGAGACACAAGGGCCCGUCAUGUUUUAAGGAGAGAAACAGUAAGGUUUGUGGGAACUCCCGAGUGGAGGAUGGAGAGGACUGUGACCCGGGCCUUGUUCACCUCCACACUGACCCCUGCUGUACCUCAGACUGCAAGCUACGACCCAAAAAGCAGUGCAGUGAUAGAAACAGUGCCUGCUGCAAGAAUUGCAUGUAUGAGAAAUUCGGGAAGUCAUGCCAGGAACCCAUCAAUGCCACCUGUAAAGGAAUGUCCUAUUGCACAGGUAACAGCAGUAAAUGCCCUCCUCCAGAGAACCUGCCUAAUAACACCACUUGUGUGGACAGCGGAAAGUGUAUGAAUGGAGAGUGUAUACCAUUCUGUGAGGCGGUCCCCAAACUGCUUUCCUGUGCCUGCAACGAGACAGAUCGCUCGUGUAUGGUUUGCUGCCGCAGUAAAAGUGGCGCAUGCUCUCCAUACCAGGAUGAGAAAGGAAACUUCCUGUACCUGAGAAAAGGCAAACCUUGCACUGUGGGCUUCUGUGACGGAAAGGGUAAAUGCAUGAAGCAGGUGCAAGAUGUCAUCGAAAGGUUGUGGGAUUUCAUUGACAAGCUAAACAUCAACACAUUCGGGAAAUUCUUAGCUGAUAACAUUGUGGGCUCUGUGGUGGUCUUUUCCCUGCUCUUCUGGAUCCCUCUUAGUAUUCUUGUCCACUGUGUGGAUAAGAAACUUGACCAGCAGUAUGAACUGAACACACGAUCGCUCUUUUACCCCAGUAACGCAGAGUUGCUGAGCAGUCUCGAUUCAGCCUCAGUGCGCAUCUUCAAGCCUCACUCUGCCUCAGCUCUCACUGCUGUCCCACGCUUCCAGAGCAGCACCCCUCCCGCCCCUCUGACUGCCGGCAGCGUAACGUCUUCAACCUCGGGCAUGUUGGCCGGCACGGACCCUCCACGCAUGGACACCAUCCAGGAAGACCCGAGUUUCGACUCCCGCCUGGAUGAGCAGGUCCUGGAAGAGGACUUCACCACUCACACCAAUGCAGCUCGGUCCUUUGCGGACCUGACCGACGCCGCAGAGAACGAUCUGGAGAGAUCAUUCAAGAUGAAGCCACAUGGGCACAGCAUCAGGAAGGAGACAGAGUGCUGAGUGUGUGUGUAAACUGAACUAAUUCUUGUUUUUUUUUUUUUUUUUAACAGAAAGUGGGUGAAAGUAGUGCAAGUGACUGCAUGAACUCCAGAGAUGCAGAAUAAGCAAAGCUUGCAUAAGUAUAAGAGUGGGCUGGAGCUUAUGUAACUCUGUAUUCAGAAAUACAGACGGUAUGGUUUAAAAGCACUUCAAUUUCCUGUCGGGUGAACAGAGUGUGUUGCUUAUGUUUACAUAACGCUCAGUUUAGCACUGACGCCUCACUGAAUACAGGGUGCACAUUCACCAGAAGACUAAUGUAAUGACUUUGCUACACUUCGAGUCACUUGUGGUGUGUGUUUUAACUGUCUAUAUAUUAGCAAAACGAGUUAUUGAGAGCGUUUGAACUUAUCGCAGAAGCGAAUGUUACAUAAGAGGAGAAUUCGAAAAAGGUGUUUAGGUACACACUCAUUGGCCACUUUUUAGUAAAAAACCUGUACACCUGCUCAUUUAUACAGUCAGCUAAGCAGCCAAACACGUGGUAGCAAUGAGUCAAAUUCACAUUAUACAUCAAUCAAAUAGAGAAUGUGAUCUCAAUGAUGUUGACCAUGUUGUAGUUACACCAAAAGGGCAGGUUUGUGUAUUUAAGAAACUGCUGAUUUCUUUAUUUUAAUAGGCAAUUACACAAUAAUAUGCCAGAAGCACAAACAUCUACUGAGGUGGUUCUGUGGGCAGAAGCACUUUGUCGAUGAGAGAGGUUAGACUGGUUAGCGCUGACAGGAAGGCUACUUGUGGUAAAUCUCUUCCUGCGAGCUGCAGAUUCGUGAUCUGGGCUAACAGGAGAGGAAUCCAUUGACCCAGUGUGGUGUUCUGAUCAUCUGUCUUAAGCUUUGACUUGUGAAAUUUGAAAUGCUUUUCUGCUCACCACAGUGGUAAAGAGUGAUUAUUUGAGCCUCCAUUACUGUCAGCUCAAACCAGCCUGACUGUUUUCAUUUGAUGUCUCUUCAUCAAAGCAUGUCUACUUGCAGAGCUUAUAUAUACAACAAAUUCUAGAGAAUUCAGUAGUGUGUGAAAAUGCCAGAUCAGCAGUUUAUGGAAUACUUAAAUGUGCCCGUUCUGGUAUUUGAUGUAAACAAUAACAGAAGCUCUUGGAUUUUGUUGCUGCCACGUGACUGAUUGUUUGGGUAAGUCCAUGAACGUGCAGGGAAACAGGUGCUUCUGUAACUCAUUACACAACUCCCUUAUUUCCACACUCUUUGUGCCUUAUUCGUUAACUUUUAACACACCAAACUUUCAUUCAACCACAAAGAAUUUCUACAAAUUAUACCAAAGUCUUUUCAGCAUUUCUCCCCCAAAUCUAUGCACACCUGACCAGCUUUAGUAUUAAGAGCUUUAAGAGCUUUAAAAGGGAAUGAACAAAAGAAUGAUUUGUUUACAUGCCUGUUUAGCUGUGAGGUUCCAGAAGGGUAUCUUAUAUUUAUAAAGAUGUGCUUUCUGAACUGCAUCCUUCAAGGGUUUCGGUCAUCUAGAUCAUUAAACACCUAAAACGA